This is a messenger RNA of Arctia plantaginis, 6648 nucleotides long. The record is from the annotation of a GenBank genome assembly. Lineage: Eukaryota; Metazoa; Arthropoda; Insecta; Lepidoptera; Erebidae.
AUGGAAGAGGAGGAAACUUUCAGACCAGGACCUGCGAAAACAAGGACAAGUGAAAAUAAAAGAAAUGCAGAUGGCAAUUUAAACCAUUUUGCGAGACAAACAAGGCCUACAACAGGCAAAUCAGGACCUGCAAAAACAAGGACAAGUGAAAAUAAAAGAAAUGCAGAUGGCAAUUUAAACCAUUUUGCGAGACAAACAAGGCCUACAACAGGCAAUUCAGGACCUGCAAAAACAAAGACAAGUGAAAAUAAAAGAAAUGCAGAUGGCAAUUUAAACCAUUUUCCGAGACAAACAAGGCCUACAACAGGCAAUUCAGGACCUGCAAAAACAAGGACAAGUGAAAAUAAAAGAAAUGCAGAUGGCAAUUUAAACCAUUUUGCGAGACAAACAAGGCCUACAACAGGCAAUUCAGGACCUGCAAAAACAAAGACAAGUGAAAAUAAAAGAAAUGCAGAUGGCAAUUUAAACCAUUUUGCGAGACAAACAAGGCCUACAACAGGCAAUUCAGGACCUGCAAAAACAAGGACAACUGAAAAUAAAAGAAAUGCAGAUGGCAAUUUAAACCAUUAUGCGAGACAAGCAAGGCCUACAACAGACAAUUCAGGACCUGCAAAAACAAAGACAAGUGAAAAUAAAAGAAAUGCAGAUGGCAAUUUAAACCAUUUUGCGAGACAAACAAGGCCUACAACAGGCAAUUCAGGACCUGCAAAAACAAGGACAACUGAAAAUAAAAGAAAUGCAGAUGGCAAUUUAAACCAUUAUGCGAGACAAGCAAGGCCUACAACAGACAAUUCAGAUUUACAAGGAACGACCCAUGACCAUAAAAGCCAAUCUAAUUCAAAGUAUAGAGGUACUGCUCGCGAUCGAUAUCGAUGUAUGGGUUUUAUAAUAUUGGAAAAAAUAGCCAAUUCCAAUACAUCAGACAUAUUUCUGGCUCUAAACGAACACAAAGAGGGUUUUAUGGAUCUUCUCAAUUCGCCUAUUCACCGUUUCGACAUGAUAGUACUCGUAUUUGAAAUACUAUCCAAAAUUUCACAGUCGCCAUUUGAAGCGAUGAAAUCACAAUUGUUUUUGGAUGUCUGUAACUCCAACUUUAUAGCAUGUUUAAGAAAUUACCUAACAGAUUUACCUUACACUGUCGAUAAAUCAAAAAAUAGCAUGUAUUGGAUCAAUCAAAACAAUUUUUGGAAGAACUACAUAACCUUUUGUCAGGAUAUAGUAAAUAUAUCUCCAACUACAGCCAUAAGAACAUGUAGAGCGUUAAUAGAAAGUGUAUCCAAAACAUGUUUGGAAUAUCUGAAUACAAGACAUGCAUUCGUGUUAUUAGAAGAAGAUGCGUUGAGAUUCGAGGAGCUAAGAAAUAAGUUAAUAAAUUAUGCUGACAAGCCUCUAACUGAAGUAAACCGAAAUGGUGUUGACAUGCUUGUUGGCGAUAUCGAUGUAAAACCGCCUGACGAUUUCCGUGAGCUAAGUGUGAUACCAACGCGGGAAGAUUUAUUGGACGCUCAACCGUUCGUGCGACCAAAUAUCGUCAACGGCGCAUACUCUGAUGUUGAACAUUAUUUAGACGUUCAAUUCAGACUCCUAAGAGAAGAUUGUUUUGGACCAAUAAGAGUGGGCAUCAAUCAAUACCUGUCAAAUCCAACUAAACGCAAAUAUGACCACGUUCGCAUUAUUCGCAACGUUAAGUUUGGUGGACCGUAUAUAUCAAAUUUCAAAAUGGGUACAUUGGUACAAAUCGAUAUUGAAAAUAAUAAGCAUUUUAAAAAAAUAAACUGGUCUCACAGCAAGAGAUUGCUGUUUGGUUCACUAGUGUUGUUUACUAAAGAUAAUUUUAGUAACGUUAUCGUCGCUACCAUUUUAGAAAGGGAUAAUAUACUUUUGUCUACAGGCAAGCUCGCAAUAUCAAUAGUCGACACAAGUUACGGGAGUAAUAUUCGCAAUGAUGAUUCGUAUACGAUGAUAGAAAGUGAAGUUUACUUUGAACCUUAUUUACAUGUCUUAAAGGCUCUCCAGGCGCCUACGUUUUCAAAACAAUUACCAAUGCAAGAAUAUAUAGUGAAAGUCAAUCCUUCUACUGAUGCACCUGCUUAUUUGACGAAUGAUAUCCAAUAUACCAUAAUAGAAGAAACAGAGAACGAAGAAGGAUUCCCAUUCAGGAUUACUCCUAAAAUUAAAUUUACAGUUUUAAAUCCUGCCUCGUGGCCAACAAAAGACGAACUAAAAUUUAACAAAAGUCAAUAUGAAGCAUAUAAACUUGCACUAACGCAUGAAUUUGCUGUAAUACAAGGUCCACCAGGUACAGGCAAAACUUAUGUGGGCUUAAAUAUAGCAAAAGCUCUUUUACAAAAUAUUGACUCGGCUGAUCAGUGCCUUAUGCUCGUAAUAUGUUAUACUAAUCACGCACUGGACCAAUUUCUGGUAGAGAUUUCAAAAAUUACUAAUAAGAUAGUACGUAUCGGUGGUCAGUCCCGCAACAAAGACGUGGACCAAUUUAAUUUAACGAAUCUACGAAAGGCUGAGUUAAUGCGGACGUCCAAGGCUAGUAAUUACUACUCCGAAAUAAGGGGUGUGCUAAAACAGUCAGUAAGAGAUUUACAGGAAUCGUUACUACUACUUGAUAUACUGAACCACGGCGUUAUCAAUCAUAAUUUAAUGUCCGAUGUUCCUCAAGUUCAAUUGCUUUGCGAUUACUAUGACAAACAUUAUCCAAAUGUUAAAGACCCUUUAAUGGACUGGUUAUUUGAGAAUAAGCAUAAAUAUUACAGUGACUUCAAUACAUGUCUAAUGAAAUAUGAAAACUUUUCUAUUGGUGAUCAUGACAAUGACUGCAAUGACAUGAGAACGGACUAUAAUAAAAUAUUGGAAGAAGAUAAAAAUUUCGAUUUGGAACACGCUAAAAAACAAAUGGCAUCAUUUAUGCUAAUGGAUUCAAAAUUAACCCUCAAGAAGUUGGUUGGUGAUUAUAUUACCAAUCAAACGGGUCAAAAACAAAUGGAGAUAGCAGAACUAAAUUCAAAAAUAAAUCUGUAUUCUGAUAUGAUGAAACACCGCUCUCGAGAAAUCGCUCUGGGCCUUACACGCGAAACAGAUUUUUCUAAAAUUGCUCCACAAUUGCGAUGGCGAAUAUACUUCAUGUGGAUAAAAAAUUUAGUAAAUGAAACAAAAAAUAGGAUUGUGGAUUUUGAAAACAAAGUAUCACCACUAGUUGCAACUUACGAAGAAACCAGGAUGGUCAUGGACAUGGAAUUAUUGAAAAAAAAAAAAAUUAAAGUACUGGGUCUAACGACUUCUGGAGCUGCUAGGAUGCGAAAGCUUCUAAACGCAGUCUCGCCUAAGAUAGUGAUAGUAGAAGAAGCCGCCGAAGUCUUGGAGCAGCAUAUCAUAACGUCGCUCACAAACAGUUGCCAACAUCUUAUUCUGAUAGGCGAUCAUCAACAGUUGAGGCCGUCAGCUGCGUACUUAAAGUUAGCGAGGCAAUACAAUAUAGAAGUUUCGUUGUUCGAACGCAUGAUAACUAACGGAAUACACAGUCGCAGACUUAAUAUUCAACAUCGUAUGCGUCCAGAGAUUGCGGCACUUAUCUCACCACAUAUAUACCCCGAAUUAGAAAAUCACCCCAGUGUUGAAAACUUCCGCGACGUACCAGGACUUGAAAAAAGUGUUUUUUUCUUUUCUCACGAAUCUCGUGAAGAGGAAGAUUCCAGCGACAGCAAUAGCCGAGCGAAUUACAAAGAGGCGGAUCUAACACUCUCCUUAGCAAAUUAUAUUAUGCAACAGGGAUAUAAAAGUCAUGAAGUCACGAUCUUAACUGCUUACUCGGGCCAAAUGUUUUACAUGAGAAAAGAACGACAAAAAUAUUCUUGUCUGAAGGACGUAAAAAUUACUGUCGUGGACAACUAUCAAGGAGAAGAAUCAAGAAUUAUAUUAUUAUCCCUUGUAAGAAACAAUCCUGACAAUAUGAUCGGCUUUCUCGGAACUGAAAAUAGGAUUUGUGUUGCACUUUCGAGAGCGAAAGAAGGAUUUUAUAUGUUCGGUAACAUUAAUAUGCUGAAAACGAAAUCUGAACUUUGGAGAAAAAUUGCUGCUACCUUGGAGAGUAAUGGUUCCUUAGGGACCGUUUUAAACUUGAAAUGCCAAGUGCAUCCGGAUAACAUAACACCUGUUGUAACUACGGAAGAUUUUCAUAAAGUUCCAGAAGGAGGUUGCUUAAGGAAAUGUAAUUAUAUGUAUACAUGCGGUCAUCGCUGUGUACUCUAUUGUCAUGGUUAUGACCGCGGCCACGUUGAAACUAAAUGUUUUGAACCUUGUGAAAGGAUUCUCUGCGAUCUCGGUCACGUAUGCCCAUUAAAGUGUUCUAUGGACUGUGGGGAGUGUAAAGUGUACGUACGGAAGAAAUUACCAUGUGGCCACGUAAUGGAUGUAUUUUGUCAUCGCGAGCCUGAAGAUCCCAAAAACAAAUGUUUGACUAUAAUUGAAGAUAUAUUACCAAAGUGCGGCCAUAAGGUUCAGAAAGCGUGUCACAUGAAUAUACAAGAAGUAAAGUGCAAAGAAAAAUGCAAACAACGUUUAGACUGUGGGCAUGCAUGCGAAAGAAAUUGCCAUGUCUCGUAUCCCGAUCACAAAGAUUAUGUAUGUUACAAAGCCUGUACUAAAAAGAACAAGGGAUGUACGGCAGAGUCCCUUGACGAUCUAGGUGAACAUCAAUGCAAGAAGGCAUGCCAUGAGGAAUGUAACGACUGCAAUGUCCAAGUAACAAAGAAAAGAAUAAGUUGCAAACACAAGGCCCGCAUCGCCUGUUGUGUAAAUAUUGAAGAUACGCCUUGUAAAGAAAAAUGUUCUCGUAAGCUGGACUGCGGACAUUUUUGUAUGAAGAAAUGUUCAGAACUAUGCGGUGACUGCACAACAAUGGUUGUAAAAGUGAUUCCAGGUUGUAAUCACGAAAUUAAGGUGCAAUGUCAGGUAGUUGUGAGUAGAGCACAUUGUACAGGAACAUGUGAACGGACAUUGGCCUGUGGACAUCGUUGUAAGGCUGCCUGUAGUGCGGUAUGCGAUGUAAAAAAAUGCAAGACGCUAGUUUCCAUUGAGGUCGACUCUCCUUGUGGUCACAAAGUUAAACUGCCAUGCAAUGUUUAUGCUGCAUUCAUUAGAGGUGAAAUACAACCUAUGAAGUUUUUGGAGUAUUGCGAGAGUCCGUGUGAAAAGGAACUGGCUUGCAAACACCUUUGUGGCGGAUCUUGCUCUAAGUGUUAUCAGGGUAGGCUUCAUGCGCCCUGCAAACAGACCUGCAACCAAAUGAACAUCUGUGGUCAUCAGUGUCAGGAGCCUUGUAAUCAAAUAUGUCCGCCCUGCAAUAUGAUUUGUGAAGUUCAAUGUCAACACUCUCGGUGUGCGCGGAUGUGUGGUCAGCCGUGUGUCGAAUGUCAGGAGAAAUGCAACCGCACGUGCCCACACGGCUCGUGCACGCGCCUGUGCUCGGAGACUUGCUCGCGCGCGCCGUGCGCCGAGGCGUGCGCGCGCGAGCUCGCGUGCGGCCACCGCUGCCGCGGCGUGUGCGGCGAGCCCUGCCCCGCGGUGUGCCGCACCUGCAGCCCCGACACCUUCCCCACUGACUUUCUAGGAGACGAGUAUGGCGAGGAUGAGAAGUUUAUUUUACUGGAAGAUUGUGGCCAUGUGCUGGAACUGGAGAACAUGGACAAUCUAAUGAUGGGCAAUCAAGAGGAUAUUAAAAUAAGGCAGUGCCCGUUUUGUCGUAAGCCAAUUAUUAAUACGAAAAGAUACAAAGAUUUGGUGAACAAUAUGUUUAGAAACGAUAUUAACCCAAUAAAACGUCGAAUAUACGGAAAAAACACAGAAAUAAACACAAAGCUAACACAACUACUUACGAAAGUAUCUUCUUUAAACUUGGAGCAUGCUGGUUUAAAGAAAACUUUAGAAGAACUAAUACUUUUUUUAAGACCAAAGAAACAAAUGUAUCUCUUGCAAGUGGAGAUGCUACUCAUAUACUACGAUGUGAUUGAAAUGGUAACCGAAAGCUGGAAAAAUUUUCAAAAGGUAAAACCUUCAACCUUAGAAGAAGAACUGGAGGAACGUAUAAGAAUAAUUCUGAAAGUAUUGAAGAUUGACUCGAAAUCCAAAGUACCCAUAAAGAUAAGUGAACAGCAACAAAAAGAUAUAGGCAAUGAAAUAAAACGUUUGAAUGCUAUUGUACAACUAGCUCCAUUGCUAAAAAUCUGGCGAGAUAAGAAAGAUGAUCCAAAUUUGGAACAUUACGUUAAUGCGGCUAAAAAUGAAGUGUUAACUACGUUUGUGUUUAAUGAAGAUAAAGCUAUAGAAACCCUGACUAUACUAAAAACAAAGAUCAAAGCAAGUGUUCAUGUGUCUAAAUUAGAGCGAGAGAUGAUUGUAAGAGCAGUUGGGUUGAAAGCCGGUCAUUGGUUUAAAUGUCCCAACGGUCAUUACUACUGCAUCGAUAGAUGUGGUGGAGCUACUGUAAUUGGUAGAUGUCCAGAUUGUGGAGACGCAGUAGGAGGCACCAAGCAUAAACUUUUAGCAAGUAACAGGCAUGCUCCUGAAAUGGAUGGAUCCGAUUAUCCCGCUUAUUCAGUUGAGGCCAACAACAUGGCAAAUUUUCUAAUGGAGUUUUGA